Eucalyptus grandis is the source of this 837-nucleotide messenger RNA. RefSeq lists its product as uncharacterized. The transcript has a single exon. The record is from RefSeq and is a predicted model, not a curated record. Gene Ontology annotation, molecular function: RNA-DNA hybrid ribonuclease activity; nucleic acid binding. Lineage: Eukaryota; Viridiplantae; Streptophyta; Magnoliopsida; Myrtales; Myrtaceae. Bases 1 to 837 code for a protein of 278 amino acids.
AUGGAACAUCUAUUCUUAUCUUGCCCUUGGACAAGUUCUAUUUGGUCUCAUCCUCUGGUUCGCAACUCAAUUUCUUUUAGAGGUGUUCACAGGAUUGAAAAAUGGCUGCUAGAUCUACUAGAUAACAAAGAGGGCUUACUAGUACUGGAGACUACUGCCUCCAUCCUUUGGCAGAUCUGGAAAGCUCGUAAUAAUUCCGUCUUCCGCCAGCAGAGAUCAAACUCGGAGCAGGUAGUGCAGGUGGCCUUAGCAAACGUCCAGUCCGAUCGGCGCUAUAAUGGAAAAAAGCAAAAUCAGAGUUCUCAGAUCUCAGCAGAAACACAACGAUGGCAGCCACCGGAAAAGGGAGUAAUUAAAAUCAAUAUAGAUGCUUCUUACCUGUCUGCCAUUACUGGAGCAUCGGUGGCCUGCGUUUGCCGUAACUCCUCCGGCUUUCUAAUCGAUGGAUUUACACGCACUGUUAACGCUUCCUCAGCUCUACAGGCCGAGGUGCUCGCCUUUUCUCUUACUCUUCAAUUUCUACUGCAACAAGGGAAAGCCAAAGAUCGAUUGGUGCUGGAAUCGGACUGCGCUGUCCUUGUGGAAGCCCUCCUUCACCCUGACCUGACACCAUGGGAGAGCAGAGCUCUCUUCCACGACUGUGCGUCUCUCUUGCUUCGUUUCCCUAAUUUGCAAAUCCAGUUCUGCAGACGCGAGGCGAACUCUGUUGCUGAUCGGGCCGCAAAAGCCCAUGGGGCUUCUUUACUAUCUUCUGAUUGGCUGUCUUCUCCUCCGUCGUUUUUACUUGAUCUUAUGUACUCGGAUAUGAUGUGGAACGGUUCAUCUAUUUUCCGUUAG